AUUAUAAUCCAAAGACAUUUAAAACUUGGAGGGCACUCUGUCUCUGCGGCGUCGCCUACAUAAUACCGUUUACAGAAACCGACCUCGAACCGACAAGCUCAAGCAAUCCAAGCAAGAACUCAACCAUGGCGGCUAGGAUGUUGCAGAGGCGCUUAGGCUCACUCCUUCUCCGCAAUCAGCAGCCUAACUCCCAUCUCUUCAAAGAUCAAUUUGUUCCUUCUGCAAGUUCUAUACUCAGAAGAUAUGGAUUUGACAAAAGAGAUCUUCAAACGCAAACAAAUCCAACCAAUCUGGUUAAUGAGGAUCUGGCAAAUCUUGAAGAUGGCAGUUCGAAACCCAAUAAUGAUGCGAAUGUUAUCAACAGUUCCGAUGCCAAAUUUUCUGCUUCUUCCGAGCAGAAAAUAUCCCCAAGGCAUGACCUGGCCAUGCUUUUUACCUGCACUGUCUGUGAAACAAGAUCCAUGAAGACGUGCAGUAGAGAAUCAUACGAGAAAGGUGUGGUGGUAGCUCGCUGUGGCGGGUGUAACAAUCUCCACCUGAUUGCUGAUCAUCUCGGGUAUUUUGGAAAACCAUCCAACGUUGAGCAAUUUCUGGCUGCCCGUGGGGAAGAGGUGAAGAAAGGUUCUGCUGAUACGUUGAAUCUGACUCUCGAAGACAUAGCCGGAAUGAGACCUCAGGGUUGA
This is a messenger RNA of Pyrus x bretschneideri (Chinese white pear), 683 nucleotides long. Its product is annotated as mitochondrial protein import protein ZIM17-like. Gene Ontology annotation, cellular component: mitochondrion. The record is from RefSeq and is a predicted model, not a curated record. The transcript has 2 exons. Gene Ontology annotation, biological process: protein import into mitochondrial matrix; protein folding; protein stabilization. The coding region runs from base 126 to 683 and encodes 185 amino acids. Lineage: Eukaryota; Viridiplantae; Streptophyta; Magnoliopsida; Rosales; Rosaceae. Gene Ontology annotation, molecular function: protein-folding chaperone binding; zinc ion binding.